Messenger RNA from Cynoglossus semilaevis (tongue sole), 1082 nucleotides. RefSeq names its product TSEN15 tRNA splicing endonuclease subunit (gene tsen15). Gene Ontology annotation, molecular function: nucleic acid binding. The transcript has 4 exons. Gene Ontology annotation, biological process: tRNA splicing, via endonucleolytic cleavage and ligation. Bases 184 to 648 code for a protein of 154 amino acids. NCBI's taxonomy places the organism in Eukaryota, Metazoa, Chordata, Actinopteri, Pleuronectiformes, Cynoglossidae. The record is from RefSeq and is a predicted model, not a curated record.
AAAAAAAGUCCUACCCGAGUGAUUUUGAGGGUUGCACACGUGCAAAACGUGUAAACAUGGAUGUAUGAAAGAAACUGAGACAGCAGCAUUAGCAUUAGUGGCAAUUAUGCGGGGUUUUCGUGUGUAGAAAAGGUAGCUUGUUACGUUCUUUGUCGCUGUUUAAUUAACUUUAUUUUUUGUUAAAUGUCUGUUACGUCGGAUAAAGCCACGGGUUCAGAGAAACCUCCGCCUCAGAACUGGAUCCUGCAUCAUCCAGCGUACCUGGAAAUAAAGAGUCUGGAGGUCGAGGACAGCGCUCAGCAGCAUGCAGCCUUUCUGGUCUACAUGGACCUCACUGCGGUACGACGAUGGAAAGACGUGUCCUGUGUCAAGAGCUCGGAACUGCAGCUGGUGGUUUUGGAGGGUCGGGAAAAGGAAGGAGCAAAUAUCCAGACUGUUCUCCCGUUGCCUGUUCAUCGACCUCUGAGCCACGCCAGCAUACGGCAGGUGUUGGACAGAGGCUUCCCCAUGCUGCUGUGUGCGGUGGGGUCCGACUCGACCCUGGUCUACCAGAGGAUGACUGACGGUUUGGUCACGCCUGACCCUCCUGUGGGGCCGUUCCAGGAUGCGGGGCGCCGGCAGCAUCGGAAAAGACGACAUCAGAACUGAGCACCUGUGGGAAGAUGAGGACAAAGUAGAGAAGAACCCAGCAGAGACACAGGGACAGACAGUGAUGCUCAGUCUGUGGACGUUUGAGGUCCACACCAGUACGAAGUGAUGUGGAAGACAUUUGCAAGAAUGUCUCAUGUCCCCUUUAUGACCUCACAAAUUGCUGGUGACUCCAGAGAAUUUUUUUUUUUAAUUCCCUUUUGCUCUGAUUUUUUUAUAUGCUGUAUUUUAUGUGACUGUAAUUUUUUUACAGAUAAAAUAUACAGAUGUUUAAGAUUUUGUUUCUAAUAAUUAAAAAAAAUAGUGGAAAAAAUAUUUAUCAGUUUGUUUGUUUUUUAAUUCAUUUCUAGACUACACUAUUUCAGGUGUCCCCAUUUGAAAUCAAGAUGAGUCCACAUAGGGCCGCAUCCCCAAGGUUGAAAACCACUGCCUCU